GUUCAGUCCAUUCUCUGUCAACCCCCACCAGCAGGAGUGCAGGCCACCAUGCCAUCCGACAAGGUCGACAAGAAGCGCAAGCGCGCCUCAGAUCGCCACGAGCGUCCCAGCAAGAAACCCGCUCUGGAGCUGCAAGAUCUGCCUCCUCUGGCCUCCACCGUUGUCGAAGAUGAUAGCGAGCUCGCACCGGUGAUCGUCACCACCCCCGGUCUCAAAGCACCAGACAACCUCCGCCUCAACCCAUACCUCAAGACCCGCAGCAAAACCUCCUCGACAUCCACGCGGAACAAGGGAAUCGUCUCGUCCGAGCUGCUGCUCCAGUCAUCCACCGACAAGUCCAAGCUGGACUUCGUGGGCCGUGAGGCCGAGGAAGACGCCGACUCCCAGCUGAAGCACUAUAUCGCCGUGGUGGACCCGGAGAACAAAACCUGGCAGUUCAUCGAAGUGCGGAAGAUGACUCUGCGUGGAUCCGUUCGUAAGAUGCGGUCUAUUGAGGAAGAUGAGGAGGAAGAGGAGAGUGAGGCAGAAGAGAUGCAAACCAUGCGCGCCCAAAGAACAGAACUCACCAACACUUUCGGAACCAAACAAUCCCGCAAGGCCGCACAAUCCUUGGCCGAAAAUGCGCAGCUCUCCAACGCACCGGCAGGCGCUGCCUCGGCCGCCGAAUCCGCCCUCCUCUCCUCCAUGCCCGUCGGCGCGGCCACUGACCUCUCCACCAAGGCGGCCGCUGUGCAGGCCCAAGUGCAGGCCGGCAAGCCCAUCCCCAUGGCUAACCUGGAUGCUGCUCACCCGUCCGACGUCUACCCCAUUGAGACGCUUGUACCAGGCGGCCUGGCCACCCUGCGCCAACUCCCCAACAUCAAAGAAUGGCAAGACACCAUCAACUCCGGCUCCUCCGUCAACACCACCUCCCGCUACGUCUCCCGACGCGUUGAAGCCGUCGCCCUCUCCGGCAACACCACCCACCUGCAACUCCUCCGCUUCAUCCUCCUCCUCCUGGAACUCGCCCGCUGUCUGCGCCCCUCCCGCGGCGAGAAAUCCUCCGGCCCUGGUAGCAAACGUCUCCCGCCCCGCGAAGAACUCCGCACCGUCCUCUCCGGCGGCAUGGCCGACAACAACGGCGGAGAACUCCUCGCCGACCCGCUCAUCGACUCCAUCCGUCGCAAAUUCGCCCCCCAGGGCGCCAGCCUCACCAAGAACGACGUCACCUUCCUCCAUACCACCAUCUGCGCCUUGUCGCUGCACAUCCCACCCGCGCCCUCCAAGGACGGCGGAAACAGCUCCGUCGGCGGAAACGCCCCCAACGAGCUGGCCACCGAUCCUGCUGAUCUGCGCGAUGAUCUUCGCAUGGACAACCCUCUCAUCACCCAGUACUUCCGUGAAUUGGGCUGUCGCGUCGACAAGCCCAGGGAAUCCGAGUUCACGAAGUGGGGCAUCAAGGGCGGAAAGGCUGAGGCUGCCGCGAAGCGCAUUGCUCGGUUGAAGAUCCCCGUCGAGUUCCCCAAGGUUAGCCGGGGUGGACGGAGGUGAGGUGGGCCUACUUAAUUGGUAUGUAUGAGGAUGCGUGCGAAUGAGAGGUGGAUACGGUUGUCGUUGUUGUUGUGCUUAACAUUUCCUGUCUGCAUGCAAAAAAGAAUCGGUUGAGUGUACGAAAACGAGAGGGGGCGGGGGGAGCGAGAGAAGAAGAGAGAGAGCAGUAUCAGGCUGUUUCUAAAAUGGGUUGUUUACCUUUCGGGCGCUGUAUUUCUUUUUCUGCCUUUUGGGGCUUUCCGGUUGUACCGACGUAUUUAUUACAUGUCGACUCUAGUAUCUUGCUUCUAUCUAUAGGGAUAGUUGGAUGGCUGGAUGGCUGACCAAUGAAAUGAC
Molecule: messenger RNA, 1866 nt
Organism: Aspergillus heteromorphus CBS 117.55
Lineage: Eukaryota; Fungi; Ascomycota; Eurotiomycetes; Eurotiales; Aspergillaceae
Product: DNA-directed RNA polymerase I subunit RPA49
Exons: 3
Coding region: 49-1530 (493 amino acids)
Biological process (GO): transcription elongation by RNA polymerase I; nucleolar large rRNA transcription by RNA polymerase I; RNA polymerase I preinitiation complex assembly
Cellular component (GO): RNA polymerase I complex
Molecular function (GO): DNA binding
Source: RefSeq, a predicted model, not a curated record